Oncorhynchus nerka (sockeye salmon) is the source of this 3732-nucleotide messenger RNA. Its product is annotated as monocarboxylate transporter 7-like. Gene Ontology annotation, cellular component: plasma membrane. Gene Ontology annotation, molecular function: monocarboxylic acid transmembrane transporter activity. The record is from RefSeq and is a predicted model, not a curated record. NCBI's taxonomy places the organism in Eukaryota, Metazoa, Chordata, Actinopteri, Salmoniformes, Salmonidae. Gene Ontology annotation, biological process: transmembrane transport; monocarboxylic acid transport. The coding region runs from base 170 to 1987 and encodes 605 amino acids. The transcript is spliced from 6 exons.
GCGUACUAUGGUUUGUACAGAUGAACGUGCUACUUUCAGGCGUUUCGAAAUUGCUCCCAAGGAUGAACCAGACUUGUGGAGGUCUAACAUUUUUUUCUGAGGUCUUUGCUGAUUUCCCCAUGAUGUCAAGCAAAGAGGCACUGAAUUUGAAGCAUCUUCUGCUCCAACUAUGACAGUGUGGGGGUCCAGAGUGAAGCGCUACAUGGGGCCUAACGUCUACACGGCUCCCCCAGAUGGUGGCUGGGGCUGGGUGGUGGCAGUCUCCUUCUUCCUGGUGGAAGUGUUCACCUACGGAGUCAUCAAGAGCUUGGGUAUCUUCCUCCAGGACCUGAUGGGGGAGUUUGGGGAGAGCAACAGCCGAGUCUCUUGGAUCAUCUCCAUCUGCGUCUUCACUAUGAGCUUCGCUGCUCCUCUUGCUUCUAUAUUGACCAACCGAUUUGGGUUCCGGCCAGUUGUUAUGAUUGGUGGACUCCUCAUCUCCAUAGGAACCAUCGCCAGUGGCUUCACCAACUCCAUCAACGAGAUGUACAUCACCAUCGGACUCGUUGCAGGCCUGGGGUACUGUCUGACCUUCCUGCCCACCGUCACCCUACUGUCUCAGUACUUCUCCCAGCGACGUUCCCUGGUCACAGCUGUCGCCUCCACGGGAGAGUCCUUCUCUGUGUUCGCCCUCGCCCCAGCAUUCUCUGCUCUGAGGGACUGUAUCGGCUGGCGUUACACUCUGGUGAUUAUCGGAGCUCUGCAGGGCAUCAUCAUCAUCUGUGGAGUUUUGCUAAGACCAAUCUUCAUCAGACCUGGAUCAGCCACUGAGACAGAGACAGGUGGACUGGCUGACCAAGAGCUGAAGGCUCUGAACACACAGGAGGAGUCCUACACUAAGGAGAGACUGUACACUAAGGACAUUUCAUAUGCUAAGGAUAGCUAUUACACACCGCAGAGUUCCUACUCUCAGGAGAACAAGCUGACUCAUUGUUACUCCCUGAGCUCUGAGUCUGAGGACUCUGGGGUCCAGUCCCUCCAUCACCAGGUCCUGGAUGAUGGUAGCAAGGCAGGGAUGGAUAUUCCUCUGAAUGGGAAAGAGGAGAAGGGAGAAAAGGAGGGAAAAGAGAGAAGAGAGAAGGAGGCGUCUUCACAGCUGUGCUUAGGAAGCAAGAAGGAGAUGGAGAAGGACGAGGAGCAGACAUGGACAGUAUCCGCCCAAAAGCCCAAACUCCUUGACUUCUCCGUGCUGAGAGAAGGCAGCUUCAUUUGCUAUGCUCUCUUCGGCCUCUUCGCCACAUUGGGUUUCUUUGCCCCUCAGCUCUACAUCAUUGAGCUGAGCGUGAGCCGUGGCGUGGAGCGUGACCGUGCAACCUACAUGCUCUCCGCCAUGGCGGUUGCAGAGAUCUUUGGUCGCCUCUCCAUUGGUUGGGUGCUAGGCAGGAAACUGUUUAGAGGCAGGAAGCCCUUGGUGCUGCUAGGAUGUGUAAUCCUGCUGUGCCUGGUGCUGGUGGCCUUUACCCUGGUGUGGGAGUUCUGGGGCCUGGCGAUAUGUUGUGGGUUCUAUGGUUUUUUCAUGGGCACUGUGUCAUCAACGCAUAUACCCAUGCUGGCAGAGAAAGAUGUGGUGGGAAUAGAGAGGAUGGCGUCGGCCGCGGGAGUCUAUGUGUUUAUACAGAGCUUCGCUGGGCUGGCCGGACCACCUCUAGGAGGUGUUCUGGUGGACCUGACUCAGAACUACGGCUCAGCUUUCUACUCCUGUGCGGUGGGUAUGGGUUUGGGAGCUGUGUUCCUGGGACUGGUACGACCAGCCAAGAGAGGCUUGCCCUGCUGCAGCAAGAGGGGGCCUCAAAAUUGCCCAGAACCAGGGAACCCUGUACCUCAGCGAGAGGGGAAGGAGGCCCAGGACAGAGACAGUCUUCAGGACUUCCUAGAAGUUGACCUUGAUUUGGACCAGAAACAGGAAAUCAUUACUGAAAAAGGCCAACUGAUGACAAUCUCUACUUGAAAAGACAUCACACAGCUCAGAAGGAAACCCCAUAAGAGUCUGAACUGAAGUCUUGGCUAAGCUAGUGCUGAUUGAGACAAAUCAGACAAAUAUGUGAAUAAAGAAUGCCAUGGACGGAUAAGGAAUCUCUAUCCUGUGAUUUCAGAUCUGGUUUCGGGAGUCUGGAGAGGUUUCAUAUCUCCAGUCACUCACACUGAACAAAGGAAAGGGCAUACUGCACAUCCUGGAUGUAAGGGGUGAAAUUAGCACUACUAACCUUGUAAACUGAGACAACAAUGUUAUUAUUGCUUCCCUGAAUAUCAAAACACUGUGUUUUAGCUCAUGGUACUGUUAGAGAGGAUAUACAAACAAUAUGUAGAGGCCAGUUAUUAGAUUUAUGAAGUCAGCUGGGAAACCUUAUUACGCUCACACUUGAUUUCAAAAGGUCAAUUGUAAGGCAACUAGCUGCAAUAGGAUUUUGAGUUUCCUCCCCAAAAUAACAUGAAAGUUGAUUCAACUUACAAUUGUAUCUCAUUUGGGAGUAAUGCUGAACAAACAUACAUUCUCAACUUGAGAAUGUAUGCUCACUCAACUUUUAAUUUUAGGUUGAGUGAACAUACGCUGAACAAAAAUAUAAACGCAACAUGUAAAGUGUAAAGCCCAUGUUUCAUGAGCUGAAAUAAAAGAUCUCCUAAAUUGUCCAUACGCACAAAAAGCUUAUUUCUCUAAAAUGUUGUGCACAAAUGUUUACAUUCCUAUUAGUGAGAAUUUCUCCUUUGCCAAGAUAAUCCAUCCACCUGACAGGUGUGGCAUAACAAGAAGCUGAUUAAACAUGAUGAUCAUUACACAGGUGCACCCUGGGGACAAUAAAAGGCCACUCUAAAAUGUGCCGUUUUGUCCCACAACGCCACAGAUGUCUCAAGUUGAGGGAGCGUGCAGUUGGCAUGCUGCCUGCAGGAAUGUCCACCAGAGUGGUUGCCAGAGACUGUCAUGUUAUUUCUCCACCAUAAGCCACCUCCAACAUUGUUUUAGAGAAUUUGGCAGUACGUCCAACCGGCCUCACAACCGCAGACCAUGUUUAUGGCGUUGUGUGGGCGAGCAGUUUUCUGAUGUCAACGUUGUAAACAGAGUGCCCCAUGGUUGUGGUGGGGUUAUGGUAUGGGCAGGCACAAGCUACAGAAAACAAACACAAUUGCAUUUUAUUGAUUGCAAUUUGAAUGCACAGAGAUACCGUGACGAGAUCCUGAGGCCCAUUGUCGUGCAAUUAAUCUGCCAUCAUCACCUCAUGUUUCAGCAUGAUAAUGCACAGCCCCAUGUCGCAAGGAUCUGUGUACAAUUCCUGGAAGCUGAAAAUGUCCCAGUUCUUCCAUGGCCUGCAUACUCACCAGACAUGUCACCCAUUGAACAGGUUUGGGAUGCUCUGGAUUGACGUGUACGACAGCGUGUUCCAGUUCUAGACAAUAUCAAAUAUAACUUUGCACAGCCAUUGAAGAGGAGUGGGACAACAUUCCACAGGCCACAAUCAACAGCCUGAUCAAUUCUAUGCGAAGGAGAUCUGUCACGCUGCAUGAGACAAAUGGUGGUCACACCAGAUAAUGACUGCUUUUCUGAUCCAAGCACCCCAUUUUUCUAAAGGUAUCUGUGACCAACAGAUGCAUAUCGGUAUUCCCAGUCAUGUGAAAUCCAUAGAAUAGGGCCUAAUUCAUUUAUUUCAAUUGACUGAUUUCCUUAUAUGAACUGUAACUCAAUAAAACAUUUGAAAUCGU